UCGGAGCCGGACGGGUUUCGUAAUCGCGUCGCUGCCGCUUCCGCCCUCCGCCAGCCCCACCUCUGCCGGCCCGCCCUCGGCUCCCCCACCGCGCGGAGGAGCGAGCCCGGGAACCCCUCACCGGCGGCCGCGGAGCAGGACACCCCCGCCCCCCAUCAGCUGUAGCUGGACGCCUUGAUGCCGGCGAAGAGCAGGGUUCCAAGUCUGAGGAGGAUAUAACCUUGUGCCUGCCUGUCCACCUCUCUCUCUCUGGCCCUGUUAAUCUCUCAGGAUCUGAGACGCUGACCUUCAUUGUUCAGCGAAGAGUUCUGAAGAUUCUACUUUCUCUAGACCCAUCCAGCUGAGCGAACCCAGGGUGUUGUUACACCUUAGAAGAGUGUGGAGUGGGCGGUCAAGGCACCAGAGCAAGAGCCCUCUGGGGCCCAGACAGAGGGGUGAAGCUGGAACCAUCAGGGAACAUGAGUGAAUUUUGGCACAAACUGGGCUGCUGUGUGGUAGAGAAACCCCAGCCGAAGAAGAAGAGAAGACGGAUUGACCGGAGCAUGAUUGGGGAACCAAUGAAUUUUGUCCACCUGACUCACAUUGGCUCUGGGGAGAUGGGGGCCGGAGAUGGACUUGCCAUGACAGGUGCAGUUCAGGAGCAGAUGAGGUCCAAGGGAAACCGAGACAGGCCAUGGAGUAAUUCUCGGGGCUUGUAGCUCCAACAGGAAUGGUUUUGCCGUCAUGAAGCCCCCAUUCCGUGUCCAGCCUAGAAGAAAUGCUGCCCCCACCGGACGCCUCCUAGAACCAGUGACCCAAGGGCCCCUCUUUUCCCUAUCUGCCUAACAGUGCCUCAAAAGGCUUAGGGGGCUGGACUCCCUCUACUCCCUCUGGCUAUAGCCCCUCCUGGAGAUGGGGUCAAGGCAGCAGGACUGACCAAGUGACUACUGGUUGGCCAGAGGCAUUCAGCUGAAACCCUGGACACCCUCAGAUCUGAGACAGGAGUUCUCGGAACCUGGAAUGAGUUCCCUUUUCCUGAAUGAUGGUCUGGGUACCACUUGUUUUUAAACUCUUAACCUGGAACUCCUUAAAUGGGUAGGUGGGUGAGAUAACCAAAGCUGAUGCCAGUUUUGCCAAGAAGCUCCCUACCUCCCUGCCUUUCUCCUCUUUCUUCCUGGAAUGAACUAAAGCAGAUGUCAAGCAGAGGGGGUGACUACUGCCUAGUCUACUCUUUCUCUUUAGAUUUCAGACCUUAAGCUCACAGCCCCUCAAUCCCUCUGCCAACACCAGGGUGUUUCUCUAGUUAGGCUUCUAAUCCUAUGUUUCUGUAGCAUUACUAUCUUCCCAACAACUUUCCUUUUUUAAAAAAAUUAAUUAAAAAUUUGAGUUCUCUUAA
This is a messenger RNA of Propithecus coquereli (Coquerel's sifaka), 1375 nucleotides long. RefSeq names its product CDC42 small effector 1 (gene CDC42SE1). Gene Ontology annotation, cellular component: plasma membrane. Gene Ontology annotation, molecular function: small GTPase binding. NCBI's taxonomy places the organism in Eukaryota, Metazoa, Chordata, Mammalia, Primates, Indriidae. The transcript has 5 exons. The record is from RefSeq and is a predicted model, not a curated record. The coding region runs from base 459 to 698 and encodes 79 amino acids. Gene Ontology annotation, biological process: regulation of Rho protein signal transduction.